This is a messenger RNA of Acipenser ruthenus (sterlet), 2408 nucleotides long. Its product is annotated as serine/threonine-protein kinase SBK1-like. Gene Ontology annotation, biological process: peptidyl-threonine phosphorylation; peptidyl-serine phosphorylation. Gene Ontology annotation, molecular function: ATP binding; protein serine/threonine kinase activity. NCBI's taxonomy places the organism in Eukaryota, Metazoa, Chordata, Actinopteri, Acipenseriformes, Acipenseridae. The record is from RefSeq and is a predicted model, not a curated record. The transcript is spliced from 4 exons. The coding region runs from base 404 to 1450 and encodes 348 amino acids.
AUAUAUAUAUAUAUUUGCCGCUGCAAAUUUAAAAUCUUCUGAAUGCAUUUCAAGACGGGGCGAUUGUCCAUCCAGGGAUAAUACUUCAGAGGAUGUUUCGCAUGUCGAGUAUACCUGUCAGCGCAUGUUCGUGGGCGUUUGUGUUGCCAUGUGUUUGUGUGUGUGUGUGUGUGUGUGUGUGUGUUUCCCGGGGGGGGUGUUGAUCAGCCGAGGGCAGUUAAUACAGCCAUUCCAUAUAAAGAGGAGCUCUGUGCCCUGCACAGAAUAGCGUCUAAUCAGCUGUUGAAGAAAGCCCUUUAGCUGAACCGCUAGCUCUGGCAAUGCAAACAGCGGGACUCCAGCUACAGCACAGCAAGCAGAGAGAGAGGGAGAGGCAGAGCAGAGAGAUCGCGUCCGCGUCACAAUGAAUCCGAUCUCAUUGGCUGAUGGGGAUCUGCUUGAGGAGCUGAUGCUGCUGAUGGCUCAGAGCCUGAGCAGCCUGAAGAUCAGAGAACACUUCAACGUCAUCAAGGAGCUGGGGAGAGGGAAGUAUGGGAAAGUGCUGCUGGUCACCCAUCGCUGCAGAGGCACUCCAAUGGCCCUGAAGGUGAUGCCCAAGACCUCGACCAAGCUGCGGGGUUUCCUGCGUGAGUACUGCAUCUCUCUCCAGGUGUCCAGUCACCCCUGCAUCGUGGGGACGUUUGGCAUCGCCUUCCAGUCUGAGGAGCACUACGGAUUUGCUCAGGAGCUGGUUCUCGGAAAAGACCUCUUUGCUGUCAUUGAGCCUGGCGUGGGCAUUCCCGAGAAUGCGGCGAAGCACUGUGCCCAGCAGAUCGCCAGCGCUCUGGAGUUCAUCCACAGCAAGGGGCUGGUCCACCGGGACAUCAAACCCGAAAACAUCCUUCUGCUGGACCGGGCCUGCUGUCGGGUGAAGCUGGCCGACUUUGGGCUGACUCAGAAGAGGGGCUCGCAGAUCCAGCUCAUCUCCGGUACCCUGCCGUACAUGUCGCCAGAGCUGUGUGCCGUGGGAGUCGCCUCCGACCACGACAGCAAGUCAAGAACGAUCCUCAGCGUGGAACCCAGCCUGGACACCUGGGCCUUCGCCGUGGUCCUUUUCUGUCUCCUAACCGGAUACUUCCCAUGGGAACGCUGCACCCCCAGCGAUGAUUUAUACCAAGAGUUUGCCGAGUGGUGCCAAGGAGACCCGGGAGAAUGGGAGGUGCCCUCCCAGUGGAAACGCUUCAGCGACAGCGCGCUUGCCAUGUUUAAGAAGCUGCUGGCACUAAGAGCCCAGGAUCGCUACCCGGUCACUGAGGUGGUGGCUUACCUAGCUGAGGAGUGGGUGAAGCCUCCUGUAGCAGAGAACCGGAAGGAAGAGGAGGCGACGACUGGGGGUUGCCAUGGAAAGGGAUUCAGUGUGUGCAGGACGGCAUCUCACUAUGGAAGUCCAAUGCAAAAAGAUCUUCAGUAAGGAAGGGUUGUUGAAACCCGCAGAGAUACCCUAGAUGGGUGUUUUUAAUCAGUGAAUGGACUGUUCCAUCCCUUUUUUGAAACCAAGGCAGAAAGCUAGUAAAACAAUAUGUAAAGAAAACAAGAAACAAUGAGCCAUUAAAUGGUUCUGAGCAGCUGAAACAAUUACUGGUCACGCUUUAUUUUAAGGGCUGUUUUUUUUUUUAGUUUAUUAACUGUUAACAAACCGCUAAUAAACAUGUUAAUGUAGAUUAUUUAUUUUCUGUUAGUAAAUCAUAUAUAAUAGGCCAGCUAAAACUGCAAACACCAGAGCCCUGUGGAUGAUCAAUCAAACACCAGAGCCCUAUGGAUGACCAAUCAAACACCAGAGCCCUAUGGAUGAUCAAUCAAACACCAGAACACUAUGAUUGAUCAAUCAAACACCAGAACCCUAUGAUUGAUCAAUCAAACACCAGAACACUAUGAUUGAUCAAUCAAACACCAGAGCCCUAUGAUUGAUCAAUCAAACACCAGAACACUAUGAUUGAUCAAUCAAACACCAGAACCCUAUGAUUGAUCAAUCAAACACCAGAACACUAUGAUUGAUCAAUCAAACACCAGAACACUAUGAUUGAUCAAUCAAACACCAGAGCCCUAUGGAUGAUCAAUACCCAGUCGAUCAUAUGCUUGAAAUUGGUUCAAAUUGUUACUGUAGUAAUGUUUAGCAAAUUAAAUCAGGUUUUUAUUAACCCUAACCCUAACACUUAGAACUAAAAAUUAACUAUGUUUGUCAACAGUUAAUAAACUAAAAAACGGCCCUUAAAAUAAAGAGUGACCUUGUUAUUUAUUUCUCUCUGAAAAUGUGUGUUUUCUUAAAAAAAAAAGGGGGUUCCUUGUCUACAGCUGAAAUGCAUUUGAUCUUUUAUUCUAGUUUCAUUUGCCGGUUGUUUUUCUUUGAAAUAAAAAUCAAUAAAAUGAUA